Lodderomyces beijingensis is the source of this 2271-nucleotide messenger RNA. Lineage: Eukaryota; Fungi; Ascomycota; Pichiomycetes; Serinales; Debaryomycetaceae. The record is from the annotation of a GenBank genome assembly.
AUGUCAAGUUUGUUCAGCAAGGACGAUUUCACCGCUGAAGUGGCCGUAUCGCAUUUACCCUUUGACCUGGCAUGUCUCGAUAGCGUACCCUUGGCCGGCGCAAACUCACAGCGAAACAAGGCAAAAUACUCCAAGACAUUUCGAAACAAGGCCAUUCCCAACCGGUUGAUUUCUACUGUCCACCCGGAUUUGGACACGCAUCACAAGUAUUUCAACCAUGCCGCGGCGAAAUUUAAAGAUAGGCCCUGCUUGAGUGCCAGACCAUAUGACUACACCACCAAGACACUGGCUGACGUUUACGAGUCAUUGAGCUAUAACCAAGUUUUCCAACGCAAAAACAAUAUUGGCGCUGGCAUUCUCAGGUCAUUGACUCUGAACCCCUACUUGGAUCUACACUUGGAAUCGCAUCGGAAAAUCAAAAACCAUUUACGAGAUUGGCCAAGCUAUGGGAUCCCCAAUUACCAACGCGAUAACCACGAUUACCAAAUUGAAAAAAGCUGCUCGUUUAUACUUUCGAUUUUUGCCGUUAACAGAUUGGAAUGGGUCCUCACUGACUUGGCAUGCUCGUCGUACUCCAUCACGACCACGGCGUUGUAUGAUACUUUAGGACCAGAUGUUUCGCAAUACAUCUUGGAUUUGACAAGCUGCCCAAUUGUGGUUUGCACUGCCGAUAAAGUUCCCGUGUUGUUGAACUUGAAGCAAAAGUACCCCGAGGAAACAAAGUCGUUGAUUUCAUUAGUGGUGAUGGAUCCAAUCGAAAUUAUCAACGAGGAAAUGUUGCAAUUGGCAGACAUGUUGAAAGUGCAACUUCAAGACCUCGCGCAAAUUGAGCAAUUGGGAAAAGAAAACCCCAUGCAUGAGUUACCACCCUGCCCAGAUGCGUUAUUCACACUUUCGUUCACGUCGGGCACCACCGGCUCCAAGCCCAAGGGAGUCAUGGUUCCUCAACGGCAAGCAGCUGCAUACAUCACCUUUUUGACCACGAUUGAGCCGCCGGCUCAAUUGGGCGAUCGAGCUUAUGCGCUUUUGCCAUUGACCCAUAUAUACGAGAGGCAGACGAGCGCCUUUGGAUGGACAAAUGGCUAUUGUAUUGGGUUCCCGCAAACCACCGUUGGCCAAACCAAGAACAUGAACACUUUUAACAACAUGAUUGAAGACUUACAAAUCUUCCAACCAACUUAUAUGUCGAUUGUGCCGCGGUUGCUCACCAGGUUGGAAAACUUGACGAAGGCGCAAAUUGCGCAAUUGAAUGUUGCUGACCAAGCGCGAGUCAAUGAGAUUAUCAAGUACAAGGUUAGGGAACAAGGUAAAGCCGAUGGAGCAACGGGGUUUGACGCAACGUGGGACUCGUUUCCACCGUAUGAAAACUUACGCAGGCUGAUUGGAUUCGACAAGAUGCGCUGGGUGCAAACUGCAUCUGCGCCAGUCGCGUCAUCAACGCUAGUUUUCCUCAAGGCAAGUCUCAACAUGGGGAUCCGUCAGCUUUACGGCUUGACGGAAUCAGGGGCCGCAAUAACAACCACGGGCGCCUAUGAAGCUAAACCUGGCUCGUGUGGCUCCAUCUCUCCCACUGGUGAAUACAAGUUGCGCAAUGUGCAAGACAUGGGAUACGAUAUUGGGAAAUUACAAGGCGAGAUCAUGUUGCGUGGGCCGCAAAUGUUCAAAGGCUAUUAUUACAAUCAAGAAGAGACGAACAAGGCCGUCGAUGAAGAAGGGUGGUUCCACUCGGGUGACAUUGCCACCAUUGACUCCCAUGGCCGAAUCACAAUCAUCGAUCGAGUCAAGAAUUUUUUCAAGAUGCAGCAGGGGGAAUACGUGUCGCCGGAGAAGGUUGAAAACCGCUAUCUUUCCAAUAACCCGAUUAUUUCGCAGCUUUACGUUCAUGGCAACUCGCUUAAACCUUAUUUGAUUGGCGUCGUUGGCAUCGAGUACGAGCAGGGGAUCAAGUUCCUCAAUGAGCAAUUGGGGAUGAACGAUUUGGGUGGCAUGUCCCUGGAUGAGCUCUUGCAAGUAAUGAAUUCUCGAGACGCCAAGGUUCGGUUAUUGCUGAUUUUAAACGCGAAUGUGCGCCAGCAUUUGAAUGGGUUUGAGUUGCUUCAUAACGUGCAUAUUGAAAUCAACCCGCUUACUGUUGAGCGAGAGGUUGUUACGCCCACAUUCAAGUUGAGGAGACCUGUGGCACAGCGGUUCUUUGCGGAUGUCUUCCAUAAGUUGUAUGAGAUUGAACAGUCUUUAGUUGCUGAUUUAAAACUUCAAAUAGCUAAACUAUAG